Molecule: messenger RNA, 942 nt
Organism: Dissoconium aciculare CBS 342.82
Lineage: Eukaryota; Fungi; Ascomycota; Dothideomycetes; Mycosphaerellales; Dissoconiaceae
Exons: 1
Coding region: 87-680 (197 amino acids)
Source: RefSeq, a predicted model, not a curated record
GGACGGUCACCCCCGCAAGUUGAUGGUUCUCACAACGCUGCCUCAGAACGUUUUAACCGCGGAUACCGUCGGACACAACUUACGUCAUGCCUGUCGAUACCGAGAAUACCAAAGUGCCUCAUGACGUGACAACUUUGUUGCGAACGCUCCUCACCAGGGUGCUUGAUCGUCUGUUCGACACACAUGAUACUCGGACUGCAGGAAUGCUGAAGGAAAAGCUCAAGAUAUGUACUAGGCUAGAGACGGUCGACGAAAACCUCAAGCGCUUUUUGGGCGACGUCAGUAAACCAGGGCCAGGAGUGGAAAGAUUGAGAGCCAUAAUGAAAGAAUUUGACAUGGAAAGGGGACCGAGAAGCAAGGUUCAGAAGCAGACAAGUGAGGUCGAGCAACAGCCAAAUGCCGCACAUAUGGUGAUUUUUAUGGCUCCUAUCAUACUGGUAGUCAUGGACAAGGAAACAGCUGACAUGCAUGGCCUGCGCAUCUGUGAGAUGGGCAUGAUUUUCGACAUCGAUUGCGACACUUUCAAGGGCAUGAUCCAAAGGUUGAAGACCGCAAAACUCUCCGACCAUCAACUUCUGCUCGGCAUCUUGGACAGCAAUGAGGAGACCAGAAAACCCUUUCCCACUCAACUUCUGCCAGACAUCCAGCGACUGUGGACAGCGAGGCGGAUAGAGGGCUGAUUCGCGAUAUCAUGCCAGCUGAUCAGAAUGGGCACCUAUUUCAAAGCCGCUCCGACACGCACAUAGCCAGGAGGCGAAUACCAAGGAGCUGCCCUUUGAUGAAUGCGGGUUUCGAAGGGCCGUUUCGCAGGAAUCGGCGUUGAUCUCUUUCUGGCAAGGCUUUGUCUGCUACUGCUCAAACCGCAGCAGCAUAGGUCUCAAUUUCUCGAACAGAUAAUGUCUGUCUAUAGCGAGAAAACACACCUACGAUAUCACUCCUUAC